GGUCAGGGUCAAACAGUUUUUAACGUCUCCUCAUUGCUCGUAUCAUUAGUGAGGUGGUGUUGUUUGGUAGGUCUAGGUGCUCGUGUCAUGGUAGGUCUAGGUGCUCGUGUAUGUGAGGCUUUUAGUUGAUACGGCCUGAGGUGUCUAUCAGGGUGAACACAUUUGAUGUAAGCUCGGAUAGUUACAUUGGAAAAUAAUCUCUUUUUUUUUAGGUAAGGUGAUGUCCCUCAGAAACUUUGCUUGGUUGUGGCUGAUAAGCUCUAUGGUCACGUGCCUUCUGGCGGAAGAUCAAGGCUGCGUCAGUCAUGUGUGUGGUAGCACCAGCACCAACAAUCACGUGAUUGACCUGACAGAACCCAAGAGACCCGGACCUUUUCAUGACCUAACAAAGACCGAAAUGAUCAAGCUCCGUGAGUUCCUGGAGAAAGAUCCCAACAUCCGAGCCGCCAAUACGAGCACAGCCACUCUCAACUCCAGUUACAUUUACAUGGCUGAUCUGUACCUGCCUAAGAAAUCAAAGGUUCUCAACUUUCUGGACAAUGCUGGUAAGCAGCCAGGUAGAUACGCACGUGUAAUGGUGAACCGCGGUGACCUUGACCCUCCAGUUGUUGAAGAGUACGUGUGCGGUCCUCUGCAUAAGAUCAUUAAAUGUAAGUUGAUGGUCUUGCGGAACAGAAGGAAUCCGGUGGAGUUCUCAGUCAGGCCGUUCAAUCAGAUGGAAAUGGAUAUCAUUGAUGAGUUCCUCUGGAGAACGCUCGAUGCUAAGAUUGGUCACAUCUUACGUGAAAGUUAUAAUGCUUCAGUCACUGGAUGUGACAAGGAUCCCACCGACUGUCUGACCUACAAUCCUGUACCUAUGUCAACUGGACUAUUGGACAACAUUAACCAGAGAAAAAUAUGGCUGUUUGCCAGUUUCGACGUCCCAUUUUAUACACUACAUCCUGUCGACUUCGGAGUCCUGUGUAAGCUCGAAGGUUCGGAUCCUAGAAAUUUGAUGGUGGAGAAGAUUUGGUACGCUGGCAGGAUAUACGACACUGUGGAGGAGCUGGUAGACGGAUACAACGCUAAAACAAUCCCCACAGUGAAAGUGGUCAAGCCAAAAGAGACCAACGAACUAUUUAGCACUUUGUACAGACGAGGACAGCCUCUACCCAAGAAACCACAGAGAGCACCGGUACAGGUAGAGCCAGACGGCAAGAGGUACUCACUCAAACACAGGAAGGUAGAGUACAUGGGCUGGACCUUCAACUUCCGGAUGUCAGCACUGACUGGACCGGUGGUGUAUGACGUCAGGUUUAAAGGGGAGAGAAUCGCUUACGAGAUAGGUGUGGCUGAAAUAGCUGUUUUUUAUUCUGGGAAAGACCCUUUACCUCAAAUAACGAAUUACGUGGACAGCGGUGUACUCUUAGGAUCACAUUCUAAGUCCCUUGUGCCAGGUGGAGACUGCCCAGAGUUUUCUACCCUUGUCAAUCAGACAUUCUGGAGUCAGCACCAAGACGAACCUGGAGUCCUUGACUCCACUUUCUGUCUGUUCGAGAUCAACAACGGUUACCCGCUUAGGAGACACUCGUCCUAUGAGAAGGAAGCUGGUUCAUUCUAUGGCGGCAUGUUGGAUUCUGUACUCACAUUAAGAUCCGCCUUGACGUUAGGAAAUUACGAUUACAUCAUCGAUUUUAUUUUUCAUCAAAAUGGUAUCUUGGAAUUUCGGCUAAUGAGUACAGGGUACAUCCUGCCCGCCUACUAUGCUAACAAAAAAGGCGACUACGGGUUCCGGCUCCACGAUUACAUCACCGGAAGUCUCCACCACCACAUGGCACACUUCAAAGUUGACCUGGAUGUGGGCGGUACGUCUAACCGUUAUGAGACUCUAGACGUCGUUAGAGAGACGGUCAGACUGAAAUCUCGACCCCACGUGAAGUACUAUCAAAACAAAGUGGUCCGAAAACUGAAGACCACAGAGAAAGCCGCUGUAUAUGACUACCACUUCAAGAAACCAAAAUACCUGCUGGUGCACAAUGAUGCCAAGAGAACAAAAUACAACCAGUUGAAAGGAUUUAGAAUUCAGCUAAACGGCAUCUCUUACAACCUGCUGCCCCGUGACCAGGGCAAUGAGCGCACCAUCCCCUGGGCACGGCACCAGAUGGUGGUCACUAGGCACAAGGACGACGAGAUCUGGUCCAGCUCCAACUACGGCAUGUUUGACGGCCUUGACCCUGUGGUCAACUUCACCAAAUUUUAUGACGACGACGAAGACAUUGUUGACAAGGACCUGGUAUUCUGGCUGACUGGGGGCAUGCAUCACAUCCCCCACACUGAAGACCUGCCUGUGACCCCAAGUGUAGGCAAUCACCUGACCUUCUUUUUGCUGCCCUACAACUAUUUCGAUGAGUGUCCGUCAAUGGGUUCACGGGAUGCAAUGUAUAUCAAACACAUUGACCCACGUGACCCCACCAAAGGUGUUACUGUUGACAGGAACGGCAACUCAAGAGACCAGUGUGUCAUCCCGAAGUCAACCCUAGAGGAGACAGUUAGUGACAACCCUGACCUUAUCCUAGAGAGCAGGAGAAAGAAUUUUAUUUUAUACUGACUGGCUUAAAAAUAAAGAACCAAA
This is a messenger RNA of Physella acuta, 2611 nucleotides long. Its product is annotated as putative amine oxidase [copper-containing]. Gene Ontology annotation, molecular function: copper ion binding; primary methylamine oxidase activity; quinone binding. Gene Ontology annotation, cellular component: plasma membrane. Lineage: Eukaryota; Metazoa; Mollusca; Gastropoda; Physidae. The record is from RefSeq and is a predicted model, not a curated record. Gene Ontology annotation, biological process: amine metabolic process.